Molecule: messenger RNA, 2711 nt
Organism: Scleropages formosus (Asian bonytongue)
Lineage: Eukaryota; Metazoa; Chordata; Actinopteri; Osteoglossiformes; Osteoglossidae
Gene: cd164
Product: CD164 molecule, sialomucin
Exons: 6
Coding region: 149-673 (174 amino acids)
Cellular component (GO): cytoplasmic vesicle
Source: RefSeq, a predicted model, not a curated record
CCACAUGACCGGGGUUCAGCAGGAAGUGUAGCCGCAAGAGGACUGCAGAGAGUCUGCAUCACACGUCUUCGGCACUCGGCUCGAACGUUCGGUUGUCUUGCGCACUUUCCUGUGUUUGGCGUUUUCGUAAAAUAUUCAAAGCUAGAAAAUGUACUGGCGGCUCCUGUUUACGACGGUGGCUCUGGUUGUGCUGGGGAGCACGACGGUAGGAGCGGCGGAUGACUGCAGCCUGAACACCAACUGCACCAGCUGUCUGAACAGUACUGCUGGGUGUUCUUGGUUUGACUGUCCAGGUACAAACGACAUCCCAAGCUUCUGUGGGAAUGAGAGCUCACUGAAUUCCACUUUCUCCAGCUGCAUACAGCACAACGACACAUGUACAGGAGUUACCCCUACCCCCAUGAUCUCAACUACAACUGCUGUCACAGGGUCCAUGAACACCUCAAGCACUACUGCAGUUACUCAAUCUCUGAACAACACAACAACAACCACCACUGCUGCUUCCAAAACCACCAUAACUACAGCAACGCCCUCUCCGCCCCCCCAGAAGAAGUCGACGUUUGAUGCAGCCAGCUUCAUUGGGGGCAUUGUACUUGUGCUGGGACUGCAGGCAGUUGUCUUCUUCCUGUACAAGUUCUGCAAGUCCAAGGACCGCAAUUACCACACUCUCUAAAGGAACUGUCCUCUCCCGCUCCCCUGACCUCAGACACCUGUUCCAACCUGCCCACCUGGCCUGGUGACCAGUACCACCGCCUCAAAUCCAGUGUUCUCAAACGAUGUUGUCACUCACUGGUCAUAGCUAAGUGGAGCCUCUGCCUGGGUUGGGGAGGGAGCACGCUGCCUCUAGGCUGCUGGUAUUCAGGCUAAUGGGCUCUUCAGCUCCCAGUUCCCCUCGUCCCAAAAUGGCUUGUAUUUAAACAUUAUCACAGACCUGUAGCCUGUCUGCUGCUUGUCAGCCUUUCAAUUGGCACCUUAAAAAUAAAUAAAUCCCACUCGGAGGGAGAAUUGCUUGAAUACCAUCGCUUUAGAGGGAAGCUUUGUGGUCUCUUGCCUUAUUUUGUCUGAAACACUGUUUGAAGUUCAAAGUCUUGUACAUAGUCUGAAAGAUGCAGCUCUGCUUUUAAGGUCUCUCUGCAGAGUCAGUGAGGCAGAGUGUGAUCCUCCAAGACAAGCCCGAAUGGAAUGGCUAAGCUGCAGUUGGGGGUGUUGGUAGAGGCAUAGGACAAUUCUCCCAGCAAAAUUGUUGGUUGGCUGAAGGUCGAGGGUCAGGGGGGUUUCGGGGGCCAGGGGUGCUCCAAGCAACAAAUUCAUAGAGCCUCCUUGUUUUCUGGUCAACUGAUUAGUGUCCUUGAGCUGAUCAGCUGUAGCCAUGUCCAUGUAAACAAAACAAAACUUCUGUCACCUACUUGGUCUGCUUUAGAGAGGAGGGGAUGGGGCUUAACACUCAGUUGGACUUUUAGUCGAGCUGCAUCCAAGAAAAAUUAUGAUGCACAUGACUUCUUGAGGAUGGGGUGAUGACUAGAGGAAAGUGCCUUACGAUGGUGUUAGUCAGGCGAGGGAAGGUGGGAUGAAUAGAAAUAUAUCAGUAAGGUUCUGUGCCUUCAUUGCCAACCCCCAGGCUUUGUGAUUGAAUGCCAACUCUGGAAGGAGCUGUAUCGCUGUGCUGAUGUUGGCAAAUAGUGUAGAUCCCCAGCAGGACUGUGUGAUGUUAAGAGCAAUGAUGUUAAUUAUAGUAACUUUAGCUUUGCAGAAGGUUGGCCUUUUUUCUUGGGUCUGCCCCCCCCCCCCCCCCCCCUUUCUUUAUGGACUAAGAUGUUUUCCCUUGAUUUAUGAUGUUGUCUUGGUGCAUGUUCAGUGAUCUUUCUGAGAUGGAGUGGAUUGAGAUGAAGGUUCUGUGUUGUAGAUAUUGUUUUGCCCACGUCAUCCUGCACCUCCUUUUCCAUUAAAUGGUUCGCCUGUGUUGGUCAAAUUGACCACACAUCUUCAUUUAGACUAUAAAUAUAUUGUCGGCUUAAAAAACCCCUAAGAACUCAUGUCUGAUUUUAGUUGCCUUCCGUCUCUUUGAAAGUUGCCUUGACUUGAAUUUUUGUUCCUUUGUCACUGAAGACGUGAAUGUAUUUUCAAUUUUGAGGGUUUAAAGGCUUGUGAAGAUUUUCUUUGAUUUUUAUGAUGGCUCUUGUAACUUAUGUAGGGAAAUGCCAAGUGUGAUGGUUGGGAUUUUUUUUUUUUUUUUUUCCUCCUCCUCCAAUAGUUUGUUUCAUAUCUUGGUUAGCAUGUUGCUAGUGGUGAAGGAUUGUCUCUGGUUCCAGCUUGGAAACCCCUUGGCGUUCUUGAUUUAAACUUAGGCAAGACUAGUGAAUGCUAUUUGAGAUCUUUGUCAGUAGUUGGCUCAUUGCUUGCGAUGUUGAGACAAUCGGCAGAUAUUUUGUUUGUGCUUUAUUUUUAGCCUCUUUGAAUUGUAUGUUUUUAGGUGUAUGUAUGGGCUUUACGCAUUUCGGCAAACCACAUUGACCUAAAAUGAAGGACUGCUGUAUAAUGAGAGGUCUUGGCCAAGCAUGGUAGGUGGAGCAUAAAACUAAUCUGUUUCUGCAGUGUUGGCUUCGUUUACACUGUUGCCAAAACUUCACCAGUGCUUGUUGCUUAACUGUAAAUUGUCGCUUUAAGUUGCCAAAGUGAUACCUUUUGGUUAGAUGGAAGUAAAUGAACACUAA